Molecule: messenger RNA, 5191 nt
Organism: Xenopus laevis (African clawed frog)
Lineage: Eukaryota; Metazoa; Chordata; Amphibia; Anura; Pipidae
Exons: 1
Coding region: 1017-2978 (653 amino acids)
Source: RefSeq, a predicted model, not a curated record
AAUUUUGCUAUACAACCACAAAUAGUUUAGGCUGGUUGAAAGAUCUAUGUAUCCAGAAUAGCCAGUUGUAAAUUGGUGACCCGCCCUCACCUUUCUCAUUGGAUGGGGGCGUGACCUUUCACUUCCCAACCUGGAUAUCAAGGGUCCAGACAACUGGGAAGAUGUAUGCCUUUGGGGACCAAGCUGCUUGGGAGGUAUAUGUCGUUAUUCUUCCGUUCCCCCGGAACAGGACUCAUAUAAUAUCCUUCUGUAGGUGAUGUAUGUAGGUUUCUGUAUUUUUAUCCCUUUUUAUUUUAUAACUGUUUGCUGCCUUGUAUGUUAUUUGUAAUUGUAUCUGAUCUUUUUAUAUUUUAUGCACUGUCCACUUUGGACUAUUAAAUCUACAAUUUAAAAGAGUUUGUCUUUGCUGCUCUAAAUGAACCUUUGACCUGAAGAGAAGUGUGUAUGUCCAAUGUAUGCUAACCCCUCUUGCUAGUUAGAAGGAACGUUGUGCAUGUUUUAUCCUUUAUCUGCGGGUGUGGGAGUUUUGUGGACUGUUGAUUGCCUUAACCUGUCUGCUGGAGUGAAUGUCAUAGUGCUUAGCUAGAAAGCAUAGUGGGAUAAGCCUCUAGUAAGUGUCAGAGUGUCAAGAGUCGGGUGCUUGCGGCCCUUAAGCGCGGUGGUGGCAGCUUUGAAGUUUUGGCAUGUUGGGACUGUUUGGGUGUGACUGUGUGUGAGUUCUGCACAGGUUAGCAAGGAACUGCGUGGGCCUUUACAGUUGCAUGCUGUUUCACAUGAGUCUGUGGUGGCGUCCGUGACAAUUGGUGGCAAAAAGCGGUGGGAUAUUUUUAUUUUAGAGCAUUAGUGCUUGGGUUAUCUAAUUAACCCUUACACUAAAGGAUUGCAUCCUUGCGAGGAUAACCAGUCCUCAAAGAUAAAACUCAGUGCAUAUUUUAUUUUUGAAAAACAUACAAGCAAACAGUUUCCCCUUUCCCCGUUUUUCUUUUCUAUCUUUUAUUUUGCUAGUGUUGAGUAAUAUGGCAACCUCUUACAAAAGACAGAGCAAGGAAGCUCUUGUCGACCUCUGUGAGCAGAGAGGUAUUGAUACGUUGUCUAAAUCAAAGGAAAUGCUAAUUUGUGCAUUGCUGGAGGAUGAUCAGGAACAGCAGAACCACACACCUGAGUUGGGGAACUCUAUGGCUCGAGCUACCCCAGAGAUCAACUCUGUCCCUGGAUCCUUCUCGAGUGAUGAUACCCGCAGCAAAGCAGUACAGGGAGACAGGAAUUCUACCCUGCAACAAGCUCUAGAAUUAUUGGGCUCAGAUGACCCCCAACUGCGUCUCCAGCUGAUCCUCCAAUAUCAGCAGGCGGAAGCAGCAGAGAGAGCAGCAGAGAGAACAGCAGAAAGGGAAGCAGCAGAGAGAGCAGCAGAGAGAACAGCAGAAAGGGAAGCAGCGGAGAGGACCUCAGAGAGGCAACUCCAACUGGAAUUAGCCAAACUCCAACAGCAGCCGCUAUCCACGCAGUCCAGUGAGCCCAGGGAAGUUCCUUUUGUUCUACAGCCCUCUGCCAAGUUCCCUGUCAUGGAUAAGGACAGUGACUUGGAUACUUUUUUGCAAAGUUUUGAAAAGACUUGCAGGCAAUAUCAAUUGCCCCGGGAGCAGUGGGCCAGACAUUUAACACCUGGAUUAAAAGGCAAAGCUCUAGCUGCCUUUGUGGAACUUCCACCUGAGCUAGAUGGAAACUAUGAUGAACUAAAAAAGGCUCUCAUUAAAAAAUAUAAUCUCACACCAGAAGUAUACCGGCGAAAGUUUAGGGCAUUGCAUAAAGAGCCCAUGGACAGUUACUCGGAUGUAGUGAGCAGUCUCAGGACUACCUUUCAUCAGUGGAUUAAGGGGCUUUCCAUUGAAACCUUAGCUGAUCUGGAAGAUUUGAUGGUGAGGGACCAGUUCCUACACAUCUGCCCUGCAGAGCUGCGCCAAUUUGUGGUAGAUCGAGAGCCUAAGACAGCAGACAAGGCUGCAGAGAUCGCUGAUACCUAUGCUGCUAGCAGAGUUCCCGACAGCCGCAAAUCAUCUUUCCAUAGCUGGAAACCCAGGAAAGCAGAUGUUAACCUGUCUAUGCCCCCAAGUCUUUCAACACAGCAUGCCAAGUCCAGUGAAAGUUCUUCUUUAGGUGGGGCUAGUGCCAACGUGGAUCAUGGAGACACCCGCAGAUGCUUUUCCUGCCACCAGGUGGGCCAUGUGAGGUCCGCCUGCCCGAACCAAAAGGGAGCAACCACACCUGUCCAACCUGUGGUAAUGUUUGUGUCUGGUAAGGCUGAGAAUUUAUCUCAUCACAUGCAGCCUGUGAUUGUGGGUAACAAAGUGACUCAGGGACUAAGGGACUCAGGGUCUAAUUUUUCUCUUGUGCGUCCAGAGAUUAUUAACACUGGGGACAUUAUUCCUGGGAAGACUUUGUCUGUGAAGGGGGUGGGUGGAAGCCACCCAAAGGUGCCUGUGGCAAAGGUUCACUUGGAUUGGGGUGUGGGAAGAGGUCUAAGGGAAGUAGGGGUGUCCAAUGAAAUUCCAGUUGAUGUAUUGCUGGGGAAUGAUUUGGGAAGUAUGCUCUCUGCUUUUGUGCCCAAUGACCAGGUCUCACUAGGUCCAGCCGCGCUGGAGUGUGGCCACACGCCUCAAUCAGUAACUGCCACCAGUAAAGUAAAGCAAAGUAGCUGGGAGGGAGGACUGGGAGACAGACAAGUCCAUUUCCCAGUGCCUGAACCAGUAGUGUCCCAAGGUGGGGAUAGGAUGGGAGAGGGAAAGGAGAGGUUUCCCCUAGGUGUCUCCCUAGUACAAUCAGGUAGUGUACCUGUGGAGAGGGGUUUCCAGAGUGGGAUCCCUGAUCCUGUACCCAAACUGCCUGAGGUCUUGAGUGGGGUCAGAGGACAGGCCAGACUCAGGAGUGAGUGCAGGAGUGUGGGGGACAGGUGGUUAGGACACAGAGCAAGGUCCUUGUAGAUAGUAGCACUCAGACUGGAGACAGUAAUGGUAGUGGGGAGCUUGGUCUAGCUCUAGUACCAGAACCAGUACUGGGAGGGGGGCAGGUAGUCAGAGUCAAGGAAGGAUUCCUGACAGUACCAGUGCCAGUUGUUGCUCCCAGGACAGCUAACAACAAGACAGUUGGCCCAGAGGUGCAGGACAUGUGGGUAGAGCCCAAUACUUUAUGCUGGUCUAGGACUAAGCAAGUCAAGGGAGCCCAAGAGGGCAUAACAUGGGUAGAAGGCUGCCAAUCAGUGUCCAAGCCUAGGCCCAAGGAACGGGGGACUAGAGACAGGCAGGAGGAUCCCAUGGGCAAGGGGCAAAUAGCAGAGACAGAAGAGAACCAAGUAGGAGAAAAAGGCCAGGUGCCUAUGGUGGGAAGUUACAGUUUGUGGCCUAGAACCCAAGGCAGAGGCUGUAACAACAAGGAAGGUUUGAGCAGUGUACCUCCAUUUUACUCCUCCAGUGCCUUGGAUCCAGCUGACAAAGAUCCCAAGGAAAAGGAUUUUAGGCCCAAAAGGUAAAAUAAUCCCUUAUGUUGUUCAAUAGAAUAUGACGUUUUGGUAUUGACCCCAAUCUGUUUAAUGGUUUAGUGUAUAUUGUAGUCCCAAGGUUAUUAUUUGGGGGCCCUGUCCACUCAUGAAAGAGGAGUGCUCCUGGUAAUGUUGAGGGCCUAUCAUGUCAAACAGAACUAAUGGAGCACCAGCGCAACAGAAAUUAACUUGUAGAAGUCACUUUCCUUGCGCUGAGUUAAUGGGGGGAGAUGUCAUGAUGGAACAGUAAGUUCCAGCAUAGAAAGGGUUGGGUUUUCCACUUUCUCCCAAUUCAAUAAGCCUUCUUCUAGAAUCCACAUUUUGAGGAAACCUCACAGUAGGGGGUAAUUCACAAAUACCCACUAAAUGUCAUAAGGACAGACUGUCUGGCUAGGGGACUGAUAACACAAUUAUCAUACCUGUGCUAUAGUGGAGUGGUCUUGUCUCGAGGCAGAUUUAAAGGUAAUAUUGGUUUAUGCUCAUAACAUAAAUAUCAUCUAAUACAGAUAUAAAUCAUUGCACCCAUUACUUACCUUAUAGCUAGGACUUCUCGAGGAGUCCAAACACGCCCAUAUUAUUAUGAUCCCUCCCAGUGUUACCCGAUAUUCUGAUAAGGCCAGAAUAAUGUGUGUUGGUCUUGGGGUGUUUGGUCUCUAUGAAAAGAGAAUUAAAUUUCCUACCUGGUACUCAUAGUUUCAUAAUUUUGCUAUACAAGGCUGGUUGAAAGAUCUAUGUAUCCAGAAUAGCCAGUUGUAAAUUGGUGACCCGCCCUCACCUUUCUCAUUGGAUGGGGGCGUGACCUUUCACUUCCCAACCUGGAUAUCAAGGGUCCAGACAACUGGGAAGAUGUAUGCCUUUGGGGACCAAGCUGCUUGGGAGGUAUAUGUCGUUAUUCUUCCGUUCCCCCGGAACAGGACUCAUAUAAUAUCCUUCUGUAGGUGAUAUAUGUAGGUUUCUGUAUUUUUAUCCCUUUUUAUUUUAUGACUGUUUGCUGCCUUGUAUGUUAUUUGUAAUUGUAUCUGAUCUUUUUAUAUUUUAUGCACUGUCCACUUUGGACUAUUAAAUCUACAAUUUAAAAGAGUUUGUCUUUGCUGCUCUAAAUGAACCUUUGACCUGAAGAGAAGUGUGUAUGUCCAAUGUAUGCUAACCCCUCUUGCUAGUUAGAAGGAACGUUGUGCAUGUUUUAUCCUUUAUCUGCGGGUGUGGGAGUUUUGUGGACUAUUGAUUGCCUUAACCUGUCUGCUGGAGUGAAUGUCAUAGUGCUUAGCUAGAAAGCAUAGUGGGAUAAGCCUCUAGUAAGUGUCAGAGUGUCAAGAGUCGGGUGCUUGCGGCCCUUAAGCGCGGUGGUGGCAGCUUUGAAGUUUUGGCAUGUUGGGACUGUUUGGGUGUGACUGUGUGUGAGUUCUGCACAGGUUAGCAAGGAACUGCGUGGGCCUUUACAGUUGCAUGCUGUGUCACGUGAGUCUGUGGUGGCGUCCGUGACAUAUGGAUUUUGAAAAUAUUACGUAAGAAAAAGUGAGAAGUUUUGACAGUGCUGUUGAUAUGAUCUGAGAAAGAGAGAGGAGUCAAAGAUUAUCCCCCAGACAGUGAGCUGAGUAGACAGAGUUAAUGAGCAUGUCAUCAAUAGAUAUAGUAAAUAGGAGCAGGCUUAGGUGGAAA